AUGAAGAACUUCAUUUACAGGAAAAGAGCUUCUGAAAGGGUUACACCUUCUCGUAGUGAGCAAACAAUCAUUGACUUGUUGCUAAUGUCUGUCUCUUGUAUUGCCUUCCUACGUGGGUUUUUCACCGACAAGUUUUUCAUUGACGACGUCUUUGAAAUACCCAAAGAUCCCGCUAGCCCUAAUUUAUCCAAAAGGGAUUCGAUCAAAAUCAAGAGAAUAAAAGCAGGAGUUUCCGAUGAGGCAGACAUGAUUUUGCGCUGGAUCGAUACCUCAGUUUUUGACGCAUUGCAUAAACGGUAUUUGAGAUCUAUUAACCUAUCCAUUGUAUUGGAUGAAAAUCAUCCUUCUGACGUUUACGAGUCGUACAAUUUUGAUGUAGACUACAACGAUUCAUCAAACGAAUCCAUAACCUUCAACGAAGAAGUGCUACUCACUCCACAAGAGAUAACUAAACUUCAAAUAUUCAAACUCCUCAAACGGUUUAUCUUGCUGACACAAUCCCUACCAGCACUCCCACCAAAAAGAUUUCUUUUUAUGAGAUUAUUGUUUAGUGAUCGAUGUCCAACUGAUUACCAUGUAGAUCAUUUCACUGAUUGCUCAGAUGAAAGCUCAGCGUCAAUAAAAAUACCAUUACCGGUUUACCAUGAUAUUAUUGCAAAUUGUGGGGAGGUUAACUCUGUUCACCAUCAAAUAAGCACUUCAUUAGUUUCUCUGUCAAAUUUAGCAACUACUGAUUUCGAAAAUGCGAAGAUUAUGAAGCUAGACCCAUUUAGUAUUUCAAGUUCGAGCUAUUAUAACGUCUCAAACAAGGUUCCAGAAGUGAUUGAUUCCCAAGUUUCACAAAUUACCAAAGAUUUGUACACGGUCGUAAAGAACUACGAUGCAAAAAUACAUGAUGGGUUUACGCAGAUCCCUUCUGUGCAGGAGUCUGAACCGUCGAUCGAAUGCAGCUGCAAAUCAAGGAUGUACCUACAAUAUUCAUCUAUCGUGCAGUGUGAUACAUGUUAUAGGAUUAUGCAUAAAGUUUGUUAUUCAGUAACCUCAGACAACUCUCGAUCAUUUACCUGCAUAGAUUGCCUUCCUGAUAAAAGAACCAUCAAUUUUGUUGACAUGCUGAUAAUUUUUAACAUCAGGAAAUUGAUUACACUUUUGCAACACAACAAGAAAACUUCUUUGAAAUCAAUAACAGAGGCCGCAGUGCUUUUGGGUUAUGACCUAAAUGAUUUCUCUUCAGAUGAAUCAAUUCAGAUGAGUAUUGUUAACUCAUUUUCCAUUCUUAUUUAUCAAGGUAUAUUCUCGCUGAAGACCCAUAAAUCUUUUUCUCACAACGUCUUCAAAGUUGAUGUUGAGGGAUUGAUAUGUAACAAUUCUAAAAUCAAAAAGGGUAAAUACUUCUUAUCUUAUGUCACAAAAAACAACCACCAAAAAAUUAACAAGUUUAUUGAUCCUAACUUUGGGAAAGAAAAUGAAAUAAAUAACAUGAAUGAAAGCGUAGCAAGUCAAAUUGGUGAUGAAACAAUAGUUGAAGAUACUGCAACUAAAAUCUAA
Molecule: messenger RNA, 1548 nt
Organism: Pichia membranifaciens NRRL Y-2026
Lineage: Eukaryota; Fungi; Ascomycota; Pichiomycetes; Pichiales; Pichiaceae
Exons: 1
Coding region: 1-1548 (515 amino acids)
Biological process (GO): meiotic recombination checkpoint signaling; synaptonemal complex assembly
Cellular component (GO): nucleus
Source: RefSeq, a predicted model, not a curated record